Molecule: messenger RNA, 795 nt
Organism: Entamoeba dispar SAW760
Lineage: Eukaryota; Evosea; Mastigamoebida; Endamoebidae
Product: Sorcin, putative
Exons: 1
Coding region: 1-795 (264 amino acids)
Molecular function (GO): calcium ion binding
Source: RefSeq, a predicted model, not a curated record
AUGUACGGUUAUCCUGUAGGUGGUAUGGAUUUAGGUGGAUAUCCUAUGGGUGGAAUGGGUUCAAUUCAACCAAUGAAUUCUGUACAAGUAGGAGUUCCUGUAAUUACUAAUACUCCAGGAAUGGUUACAUCAGUACCUGUAUCAGCACUUUGUCUUUGGAAUUUAGUCCCAUCAUCUAAUUCAUGGAUGAAUAGUCGUGUUCAAUGUCAAAUUAUGUUAGAUCCAAUGCUAAGAAAUAACUGGUGGUGGAAUUUAGUUCAAUCUAUCAGUGUUACACAAUUUAAUUCUGUUUAUAUGUGGUUUUUAAGUAUUGACACUGACAGAUCUGGGACAAUUGAAAUAAAUGAAUUGAUGAUGGCUCAAUUCCCUGGUGGAAUUACUUUAACUCCACAAACUGCAUUAAGAUUAAUGAGAAUAUUUGACGUUGAUUUUAAUGGUAGAAUUUCAUUCUAUGAAUAUAUGGGAAUGUAUAAAUUCUUAGAAAUAUGUUAUAAUGUUUUUAUUCAAUGUGACACAAAUAGGUCUGGAACUAUGGAGCCUCACGAAAUUAUUUCAGCACUAAGAAUCCUUGGUUUCUUUGUUAGUCAAAGAACUGCUGUUUUAUUACAUCGUCUUUUUGCUCAUGGUAGUACUAUUUGUGAUCUAAAUUGUUGGAUUGCUUUAUGUGCUUUUGCUGCUCAAACAAGAACAGCAUAUCAAUUGAUUACAAUGAAUCCAUAUUAUGGAAUUAUUCAACCAUUUAAUCCAGUAGAAUUUGGUAAAUUUUUAGACGUUAUAACAUCAUUAUUAGAAUAA